Messenger RNA from Zasmidium cellare ATCC 36951, 1116 nucleotides. RefSeq lists its product as uncharacterized. Lineage: Eukaryota; Fungi; Ascomycota; Dothideomycetes; Mycosphaerellales; Mycosphaerellaceae. The transcript has a single exon. Gene Ontology annotation, cellular component: transcription factor TFIIF complex. The coding region runs from base 1 to 1116 and encodes 371 amino acids. Gene Ontology annotation, biological process: transcription by RNA polymerase II; transcription initiation at RNA polymerase II promoter. The record is from RefSeq and is a predicted model, not a curated record.
AUGGCGGACGUCAAGGCAGAGAUCAAACCCGAGAUCAAGCUCGAUCCGGCCGACUCGCCCACGAAGCUUGCGGAGAUCGAUGAGUUCGAGGAUGACACCGACCUCAUCUUUCCAACCCCGGAGAUGCAGGGUCAAGGCGCAUGGCUUGUCAAAGUAUCUCGCGACAUGUGGAAGGCCUGGAACGACAUCUAUCAGAGCCAGCCGGACGACGCAGAGGUGGAAGUAGGAAGACUGCGCGUGUACCACGCGAAACCGGGCGACGAUCCCAACUCACAAAAGGUAGAACUGCUACUAAACGACGGACUCGAACAACAAAAGGCGCUGCCGAGUGUGUACAACCUGGAGAUGAAGGAGAACAGCUACCAGAACACUGUGGUUUUCUCUGAGAAGGACCUGGACAGACAUCGCGCAAAGCAGAUUGGCCAUACGAGGAACCUUACUGCGGGAAAGCCCUCAGGUAUCCCAGGGAAGAGUGAUCGAUACGGACCGCGCAAGCCAGGCAGCUACCGCACGGCCAUUCCGAAGCAGACCAUAUUAGCUCCGCCCAUUAUCAAUGAGGCGGUCGCAAAGCCGGCCGAGGACAAAACCUCACUCGACUUCUUCAAGCGUCAGUACGACGCUGCUAUGAGUCAAGGCAGGAAGGCGACAAUCCUCCCAUAUGUCGACAAGGGAUUCCACCCAGGCGCUGCCAGCGCUGGCUUUACCUUCGGUAGCAUCACCUCCAGGCCAGGCAAGGGUUUCAAGAAGAAGGAGCCCAAGGAGAAGAACGUCCGCAUGCCCGAAGACAAGCUUCUGGACGCUCUGCAGCAGUGCUUCCGUCAAUACCCAUAUUGGUCCAUGUCGGCUCUUAGGGGACACCUGCGGCAGCCGGACGUCUGGAUCAAGGAGGUCCUCGAUAAGAUCGCCGUUCUGGUUCGCAGUGGUGACUUCACUGGCAACUACAAGUUGAACGACAACACGGCUAGACUUCUCAACAUCUCAGACCUGGAGCUCAAAGAAGAGGCGGCCCCGAUCAAGAGUGAGGUGGAGUCGGAUCAAGGAACUGGUGAUGAGAUGGGCGACGAUGACGAGGAUUUGGGUGACUUUGAGGAUGUGAAGAUGGAGGGCGGCGCGUAG